This is a messenger RNA of Melanotaenia boesemani (Boeseman's rainbowfish), 781 nucleotides long. RefSeq lists its product as uncharacterized. Gene Ontology annotation, cellular component: hemoglobin complex; blood microparticle; haptoglobin-hemoglobin complex. The coding region runs from base 219 to 659 and encodes 146 amino acids. Lineage: Eukaryota; Metazoa; Chordata; Actinopteri; Atheriniformes; Melanotaeniidae. The transcript has 3 exons. Gene Ontology annotation, biological process: oxygen transport; hydrogen peroxide catabolic process. Gene Ontology annotation, molecular function: organic acid binding; heme binding; oxygen carrier activity. The record is from RefSeq and is a predicted model, not a curated record.
ACCGACACAACAGCUGAGAACUGGAGCAUUGCAUGUUGUUUUUAAUCUGACAGCAGGAAUAAUCACUUCUUCAGUUUAACUCAUUUUGAUCAGCUUUUUUGUUUGAUAGUUUUUGUUUGUUUUUGUCAGUGAUAAAAUGGUUGAUUAGGGCACAUCUUAGUGGCCUGUAGAGACACCUUUGACUGGAUACUCACCGACAGUUAAUCUUGUGUUGUUAAAUGAAAUUGACUGCGAUGUUGUCAAGGAGGGAGAAAGAGCUAAUUAAAGAAAUAUGGGAAAGACUGACUCCUGUGGCUGAAAACAUUGGCGCAGAUGCACUUCUUAGGAUGUUUGCUUCUUAUCCGGGCACCAAGACAUACUUUUCCCAUCUAGAUAUCAGCCCUGGCUCCUCCCAUUUGUUCUCUCAUGGGAAGAAGAUUGUCCUGGCCAUCGCAGAGGGAGCCAAAGACAUCAGCCAACUCACAGUCACCCUGGCUCCACUGCAGACCCUGCAUGCCUACCAGCUCCGGAUAGACCCAACCAACUUCAAGCUGCUGUCACACUGUAUGCUUGUUGCCUUGGCAUGUUAUCUGGGCGAAGACUUCACACCAGUUGCACAUGCAGCAAUGGACAAGUACCUGUCAGCGUUUGCAGCUGUGCUCUCUGAGAAAUACAGAUGAGACUCAAACACAUUGUUUUUAAAUGUAAUAACCAUUUAUAAUGGUAUGUAGAAUUGAAUAUUUAUGUAUGUGUAAUUGUUGUUAUAGUGUCAUGUGUUGUUGUAAUAAAAGUCCACAAUUAA